CCUCGCGGGUCACGCUGGGAGCUGUAGUCCGCGGCGCCGGGGCGGGAGCGAACGGCUCCGCUGAGGCCGCGGCCCCCCCCCCCCCCCCCGCCCCGGGAUCGGCGUUCGGGUGCUGCCGCUUCCCUUCUCCGCCCACUCCAGGAUCCCGGCGCUGGGGUGAUGCGGGGCGGCGGGCCCCUGCGGCGGGCCGGGCUGGAGCUGCCGCUUCUCCUCCUCAUGGCCGCCUCGCCCUGGGUAGGGGCGAGGCCGCGGCCCACCGCCCGCGGGAGCCAGCCGCGGCCUAGCGUGGUGCUGGUGGCCUGCGACUCCUUGGAUGGACGCUUGACAUUUUAUCCAGGAAAUCAGACUGUGGAUUUGCCUUUCAUAAAUUUUAUGAAAAGAUAUGGCACUGUCUUUCUCAACGCCUAUACCAAUUCUCCAAUUUGUUGUCCUUCCCGUGCAGCUAUGUGGAGUGGUCUCUUCACUCAUUUAACAGAAUCUUGGAAUAACUUCAAAGGUCUCGAUCCAGAUUACAUAACGUGGAUGGAUCUCAUGGAGAGGCAUGGAUACCACACACAGAAAUAUGGGAAACUGGACUAUACUUCUGGACAUCAUUCAGUAAGUAACCGUGUGGAAGCCUGGACUAGGGAUGUUGACUUCCUGCUCCGGCAAGAAGGGAGACCCAUGGUAAAUCUUACUGGUGAUAGGAAGCGUGUGCGAGUGAUGGAAGCAGAUUGGCGGAAUACAGAUAAAGCAGUAAAUUGGCUAAAGGAAGAAGCCAUUAACCUUAGUGAACCGUUUGUUCUUUACUUGGGACUAAAUUUGCCACACCCAUAUCCAUCACCCUAUGCAGGAGAAAAUUUUGGAUCCUCUACAUUUUUAACAUCUCCAUAUUGGCUUGAAAAGGUAACUUAUGAAGCCAUUAAAAUACCCAAGUGGUCUUCUCUUUCAGAGAUGCAUCCAGUAGACUAUUACUCAUCUUACACCAAGAAUUGCACAGGAGAGUUUACAAAGCAAGAAGUGAGAAACAUUAGAGCAUUUUAUUAUGCUAUGUGUGCAGAGACAGAUGCCAUGCUGGGCGAGGUUAUUUCAGCUCUGAGAGAUACUGGGCUUCUUAAAAAAACAAUCGUCAUAUUCACUGCAGAUCAUGGGGAACUUGCUAUGGAACACCGGCAGUUCUAUAAAAUGAGCAUGUAUGAAGGAAGUUCCCAUGUUCCUCUUUUAGUUAUGGGGCCAGGUGUAAAAGAACAGCAGCAAAUACCAAAUGUGGUAUCUCUCGUGGAUAUAUAUCCUACUAUGCUUGAUAUAGCAAGAAUUCCUGUCCCUCAGAACCUCAGUGGAUAUUCUCUUAUACCACUGCUGCGUGAGAAGGCUGAAAACGAGGUGUCACCCAGAGGGCCCCGGCCCUCGUGGGUGCUGAGUGAGUUCCACGGGUGCAAUGUGAAUUCUUCCACCUACAUGCUGCGAACUGGAAAAUGGAAAUACAUCGCGUACUCGGACGGCCGUUCAGUACUUCCACAACUGUUUGACCUUACUGCUGACCCAGAUGAGCUGACAAACGUCGCCAUAAAAUUCCCGGUAAUUGUUCAUUCCUUGGACAAAAUACUCUACUCUGUAGUAAACUACCCAAAGGUUUCUUCUUCUGUUCAGGAGUAUAACAAAAGACAGUUUAUCAUCUGGAAACAAAGUUUGGGUCAGAAUUACUCAAAUGUUAUUGCCAACCUUAGGUGGCAUCAAGACUGGUUAAAGGAACCAAAAAAAUAUGAGAAUGCAAUUGACAAGUGGCUUAGUCAAAGUACGUAAAUAAAAACAACCUAGAUUUAAUAUGACUGAGGAUAUGAAAACAUUCUGCAUUUGUAAUCUUAUACUGUGAUUCAAGGGUUAGAAUUAUUGUCUUAUAUAAGCUACUGAAAGCAAAGAUGCCCAAACAAUUACUGCUGUGUGUUAGAAAGCCAGAAGCAUUUUAUAUAACUAGCUGGCACAGCAAAUCUAGGUUUUUACACGUUAUACUUCUGUAACAGUUAUGCACAGGAAGGGAUAGUACCUAAGUACUAAUUGCAUGUAUGGAAUAUUUAGCUCUUUGCAAAAAUGCAGAGUAUUAAGCAUUAGAACUCAACAGGAAUUUCCAUUUCUAAGAACAAACUAAAGCAAGGAUUACAAAAUUUAGUGUAGUGGGGUACCAAUUAUGGUGGAAAGUGCUGGAGCCACCUUUGCAUCAAGGCGGAUUUUAAGCCCACAGUGGACGCACAUUCAUUCACCUUAGAGAAGCUAUAGUGGUUAAAAUAUAAUCCAAAAGUUAACAACUACUGUUGGUCUGAAUGUAGAUGCAGUUUAUUCAGGUACUUAUUAUGUCAACAUUCCUGUUUUAUACAUGAUUGACUCUCCAUCUUUUCAAGAUCUGCCUUCUAAUCUUUUGGUUUCUGAUCUGGUACUUACUACUCCUUGCUGUUUAAAAUUUCAUGGUAGGCAUUGGCUACUAAUUGGACAUGUGUGUAAGUGAAGAGGAAUCUGGUCUCUGGUCACUGCCAGAAAUUAAAAAACAAACCAAACAAACCCAAAGCAAAACCCUCUGACCAAACUGUGAGUAGAGCAGUUCUCUGAAAAGGGAUGGUGUGAUUAACAUAGCACGAGAUGAAAACUGCUUGUCUGAAUCUCCAUCAUGCAGUUAGAUUGUGCAGGUAAAUGUGUUAAUGUGCAUCAAAGAGUGGAGAACUGGAACCUGCAAUGUACAUAGAGGAGAUGCAAUUGUAGCUUUCAGGAGAACUUAACGUAAAAAUACCAUUUCACAUUUUUCCAGGGGUGUGACAAAAAAAACAAAGCUGUUUUGGAAGAAGGUAAGAUUUAGCUAAUAACUCUUCUGCUGAAGGAAAAAUGUAAUUGUAGCAGCACUUAGAUUUGCUUAUUGUUGAUCACGGUUGUUGCUGCUAUAGUAACAGUUCAGGAUGACAUUAUACUUCAUACCUAAAUGCGUUCUGUAAUGAAAUACUCAGUGGUAGGAGAAAACAAGUAAAAUAAACAUGAAAAAUACAUGUAUUUUCUGAUGGCUAAGCACUCCCUAUGCAUUUCGGAAACAGCUUGCCACGCUACAGUUAGGUACAUAUGUAUGAAUGCUGUAGCUGUUUUAUAUUUUUGUGUUCAUAGAACAUUAAAGCUUGCCUUCUACUACUUAGUGCUAUGGUAGCAUUUUUUCUUUUUUUUUUUGAUAGGCAAGGAACAAAUUAAUAGUUAAAAAAACUUUGAAACACUGUAGCACAUGUCAUGAUAAUUUUUGCUAGAAUAAGUUCAGACAGCAGUGAAAUUAUUUAGACAAAAUCCACAUCUUAGCAGUGUAAUGUAUAAGUUGCACACGUAAAAAAAAUAAAUAUAGUCAUAUGAAGGCUUGUUCAGGCAGAAAAAGAAUUUAAAAAUUGAUCACUUUCCAGAGGUCUGGACAGAAUGAAGUAUGUUGUACAGAACACAGUAAAAUAAAAUUGUGGUGAACUAUA
Messenger RNA from Tyto alba (common barn owl), 3464 nucleotides. RefSeq names its product arylsulfatase family member K (gene ARSK). Lineage: Eukaryota; Metazoa; Chordata; Aves; Strigiformes; Tytonidae. The transcript has 8 exons. Bases 160 to 1782 code for a protein of 540 amino acids. The record is from RefSeq and is a predicted model, not a curated record.